CAUGCUCAACCCUCUAGCCCCUUUCAUUUCCAUCUCCGACCAAUUCCAAAUCUUCGCCCACCUACCUCUACAAAACUUCAACUCUUUUAACUACCAUCCCAUCAUCGUGUGCCUUAACUUCGGCUGGCCUCACCAUCAUUACCUUCUAGUGCACUAGCUAUGGGCUCAUGGCCUUUUCUCAUGUGCUGCUUUAUAGUCUUUAGGAGUAACAUAUGUUCGUCUAGUAAGUCUUUUGAGUUUUGAUAUGAAAUUGGAGAAAGGGGAUUCACGACAAUCAAUUCAAGUCUACCAAUUUUUGUAUUUCAAGUCUACCAAUUUCAACUCCUUUCGACCGUCACUGUUAUUUCUUUAACCAAGUUUUACAGAACACAUGCAGUGGAGAACAAACUGCAAAAAAUAGAAAGAAAAAGUGGAUUUUUUCUUAAACAUUUUCUUGACACAUGUUGGGAACUUAUAUUAUAAUGGUUAUGGUACCCGUGUACUGGUGCAUUUUUAAAUUUUUGCUAGUGCUCAAUAUCAACUUUCAAGGUAAUAGCAUCCCAAAAGAGUGAUCGUUCUGCAAAUGCCAUGUGAAAAGAUUGAGCUUCAGGAAACAUUUUCUUCCUUCACUGACUCUUCACUUUGGCAUCAUGGAGAGUGGAACUAGUGUUUUCUUUGUCUAGGGGAUUGUAGGUUCUAAAGUUGGGGCAGCGGUUUGAUUUUGUACUGAUUACCUCUUUUUUAUGAGUAAAUUUGUUGGUUUGAAGGCGCUAUCUUUCUGGGAAUCAAGUUUCUGCUGACAUAUUGAAUGCUUGUAUAAUGAGAAUCAUGAGGGAAUAAGCAAAAACAUUGGAAUGUAUUGUACAUUCUGAAAGAUCUUGGUUUGAAAAACUUGCAGAGAGUGGAAUCAACUUUUGUGAAUCAAGGAAGGAGCUACCUUGGGGGAAAGAAUCAUGGGUUGUUUUGGCUGCUGUGAAGAUGAUGAUUUCAAUAGACCUACUGAUGGAGGAGGUGCAUACACGGUGAAAAAUUCAGCUGGAAACAAUGGAGGUUAUCAGAUGACUGAAGCAACAUCUAAGGGUGCUCAAACUGUGAAAGUCCAACCCAUUGAUGUCCCAGCUAUUUCAGUUGAUGAAAUAAAGGAAGUUACAGAUAACUUUGGGACUAAUUCCUUGAUUGGAGAAGGCUCAUAUGGAAGAGUAUACUAUGGAGUUCUAACAAAUGGGAGGCAUGCUGCAAUCAAAAAAUUGGACUCCAGCAAGCAACCAGAUGAGGAAUUUUUAGCCCAGGUUUCUAUGGUAUCAAGGCUGAAACAUGAAAAUUUUGUUGAAUUGCUCGGGUAUUGUGUUGAUGGUAAUCAACGUGUGCUUGCUUACGAGUUUGCAUCUAAUGGAUCUCUUCAUGACAUUCUUCAUGGAAGGAAAGGAGUCAAAGGAGCACAACCUGGUCCUGUUCUGUCAUGGUCACAACGUGUAAAAAUUGCUGUAGGGGCUGCUAAAGGGCUUGAAUAUUUGCAUGAGAAGGCAGAACCUCACAUCAUCCAUCGGGACAUCAAAUCAAGCAAUGUUCUACUCUUUGAUGAUGAUGUCGCUAAGAUUGCUGAUUUUGAUUUAUCAAAUCAAGCACCUGACAUGGCAGCACGUCUUCAUUCAACUCGUGUUCUUGGAACUUUUGGUUACCAUGCUCCCGAAUAUGCAAUGACUGGACAGCUGAAUGCAAAGAGUGAUGUCUAUAGCUUUGGCGUUGUCCUGCUUGAGCUCCUGACUGGGCGCAAACCAGUUGAUCAUACGUUACCACGUGGACAACAGAGUCUUGUGACAUGGGCUACACCAAAACUUAGUGAAGACAAAGUCAGGCAGUGUGUUGAUGCAAGACUGGGGGGAGAUUACCCUCCCAAAGCAGUUGCAAAGAUGGCUGCUGUGGCUGCAUUGUGCGUACAGUAUGAAGCCGAUUUCAGGCCAAACAUGAGCAUUGUGGUAAAAGCCCUCCAGCCUCUUUUACAUACAAGGCCAGGACCUGCUGGUGAAACAGCUCAUACGUGAGCCUUGUUUUGUCAAAGUCUCCCCUCAUUCAAUUGCUAGCCUGGAAGACUUUACCUGCUCCUAUUAUACUACCAAGCUCGAUAAUUUCUUCUCUCCUUCUCUCAAAUUGUUUCAGAGAUGGUGCUUUUGUAGAUGGUGUGCUUUCAUUAUUCACGUAUAAUAUUUGAUUUGUUUAUAAUGUUUGAAUCUUUCUUUCAUCA
Molecule: messenger RNA, 2221 nt
Organism: Rhododendron vialii
Lineage: Eukaryota; Viridiplantae; Streptophyta; Magnoliopsida; Ericales; Ericaceae
Product: pto-interacting protein 1-like
Exons: 8
Coding region: 933-2021 (362 amino acids)
Biological process (GO): protein phosphorylation
Molecular function (GO): ATP binding; protein kinase activity
Source: RefSeq, a predicted model, not a curated record